AUGUUGAAGUUACGCGAAGAUACGAUAGGACGCGCAAGCACUAUCAGCCUGUCGGUCGAAGCGGGUUUACGUUUUAUCGGAAUGUGGCCACAUUGUGUAUAUUCGAAUAUCAAUUGGUGGACUUAUAUCAUUUCGGUGGCAAUAAUGCAAUACUUUCAGUAUGCGUAUAUUCUGGCACACUUCGACAUCAGCGAUCUCUCGGUUUUUGUAGAUGGCCUGAGCAUCACAUUCGGCUACAGUCUGUCGUUCUUCAAACUGAUCAAUCUGUGGUUCAAUCGUCGAAAGUUGUUCGCCAUUCUGGAUACAAUGGAUAAAGACUGGAGCGACGGGAUCGCAAUCAAUUCGGACGUGUCCACAAUGAUCAGAUACGCCAACUGGUCGCGUCAAUGCUCCAACAUAAUGAUCACUACGAAUGCAUUAGCCGUGUUCUUUUAUGUAAUCGGAGGUUUAAUACGGUCAAUAAUUCAAAAGAACGAUGGUUCAACUCGCGAGCUGCCCAUCAAAAUGGAAUUUCCUUUUAAGGUUGACAAUUCCCCGAUUUUUGAACUGAUAUUGAUACUUCAAUUCUUUCAUGAUUUAUCUGUAGCUUGUAUCAUCGCUAUGCUGAACGCUUUGCUCGUUACGCUGGUACUACACGUAAGUGGUCAAAUUGAUAUUAUGCUGCAAGGAUUCAUGGAAAUUUCCUCUAAACAUACAUCAAAAUCUUCUCUGGCUGCUAUUAAAGAUUUAGUUAAUAGACAUCAGAGAAUCAUCGAUUUGUCAGACGAUAUUGAAGACCUUUUCUCAAACAUCGCAUUGUUGCAAUUUAUCUGGAAUACUUUGGUCAUCUGUUGCAUAGGCUUUGUGAUUGUAAUAUCUAUCGGUACGGAAGAAGGCUCUACGAUGAUAACAAAAUCUCUCAUUUUUUACGUUGCGAUAACUCUCGAGGCAUUUGUUUUUUGCUACGCUGGAGAAUAUCUCAGUGCCAAGAGUAAAUCCAUCAGCGAUGCUGCGUACGAGUGCCUGUGGUACGAUCUAACGCCCAGCGAGUGUCGCAUCUUGAUGUUCCUUAUGUUGAGAUCACAGAAACGGUUAACCAUCACUGCAGGCAAGAUAACUGAUCUGUCCUUGGAAGGUUUCACAACCUCCACGAUGAUAAGCGUAGCGGAUCUGUCGCAUCGCUGCACAAACGUGAUGAUUAGUAUCAAUGCCUUAGCUGCCUUUUUCCUUUCAAUUGGCGAGCACUUGCUUCAAUCGAUGGGCGACAUCAAUGGAGUUGAUAAUAAUUCUCGGGAACUUCCUAUAAAAAUGGAGUUUCCUUUCGAUGUCAGUGAAUCUCCUAUUUUUGAGUGCUUUUUAAUCGGGCAAUUCCUUUACGAAUUAGUGUUGGCUUCUAUAGUUGGUAUGGUGAAUGCGUUACUCGUCUCAUUGAUACUUCAUGUAAGCGGACAGAUUGACAUUAUGCAACAAGAUAUAAAUGAAAUUUCUAACAGCAAAUACAAUCCCAGCUUAUCCUUAAUUGUUAUCAAAGGCCUUAUUUGCAAACACCAAAAGAUUAUUACUUUGUCAGAAAAUAUUGAAAAUUUAUAUACUUAUAUUGCAUUAAUGCAACUUUUAUGGAAUACUUUGGUCAUCUGCUGCACUGGUUUUGUGAUUAUAAUCACCAUUGGUACCAACGCUAGUGCAACAACUUCAAUCAAAUCUGUGAGUUUUUAUAUUGCAAUUACUCUAGAAGUUUUCAUACUCUGCUUUGCCGGAGAAUUUUUGAGCGCCAAGAGUAGGUCAAUUAGCGAUGCGGUUUAUGAGUCACUUUGGUACAAUAUGCCACCGACAAACAGCCGUAUUUUAUUGUUUAUGAUAUUAAGAUCGCAAAAACGAUUGACGAUCACUGCAGGAAAAGUUGUUGAUUUAACUUUGGAAGGAUUUACAAUUGAGAUCGGCCUCCGUUUCAUCGGCAUGUGGCCGGAUUCGGCUUAUCCAAAUCUUUAUUGGUUUAGCUACAUGACAACAAUAGCAAUAGUGCAAUAUUACCAAUACACGUACAUAUUUGUACACUUUGACUUGAACGAUCUUUGGCUUCUCAUGGACUGUCUUGGUCUUACCCUAGCAUACAGCCUCGCUUUUCUCAAGCUUUUUGUUCUAUGGUGGAAUCGUCGGAUAUUUUAUCAUAUUGUGAAGGCGAUAGAUAAAGAUUGGAGUGAGUGUGUUAUUAAUGAUUCGUAUAAAUCUACGAUGGUGACCAUGGCAGAUCUGUCGCGCCGUUUUGCUAAUGUAUCUUUCAGUAUUUAUGCCUUCUCUGCUUUCUCUCUGUCAAUUGGCGAGCAUUUGCUUCAGUCGAUGAAUGAUCAGUUCGGCAAUAGUUCUCGAGAACUUCCUAUAAAAAUGGAAUUUCCUUUCGACAUUAGCAAAUCACCGAUUUUCGAAUGUUUUUUAAUUGGACAAUUUCUUUAUGAUUUGUUGAUAGCUUCUGUGGUUAAUUUAAUAAAUGCAUUACUUGUUGCAUUGAUACUUCAUGUGAGCGGUCAGAUCGAUAUUAUGCAACAAGACUUAUUUGAAAUUUCUAACAAAAAAUACGAUCGCAGUACAUUUCUACCCGUUAUCAAAAGUUUUAUUUGCAAUCAUCAAAAGAUUAUUACUUUAUCAGAAAAUAUUGAAAAUUUGUAUACCUACAUUGCGCUGAUGCAAGUUCUGUGGAACACGUUGGUUAUGUGUUGUACUGGUUUUGUAAUUAUAAUUAUCGUUCGUAGUGGAGAAGAUACAACAAAUUUGAUUAAAUCAGUGAGCUAUUACAUUACAAUAAUACUAGAGGUUUUUGUAUUUUGCUUUGUAGGAGAAUUUUUAAGUGCCAAAAGCAAGUCGAUUAGCAACGCAGUGUAUGAGGCACUUUGGUAUAAUAUGCCGCCAAGCGACAGUCGCAUUAUGCUGUUUAUGAUAUUAAGAUGUCAGAAAAGAUUGACAAUCACUGCAGGAAGAUUUAUAGAUUUGACUUUAGAAGGAUUCACAAGUAUUGUAAAGGCUUCUGUCUCCUAUAUAUCAGUAUUAAAUGCGAUGUACUAA
Molecule: messenger RNA, 3036 nt
Organism: Mycetomoellerius zeteki
Lineage: Eukaryota; Metazoa; Arthropoda; Insecta; Hymenoptera; Formicidae
Exons: 15
Coding region: 1-3036 (1011 amino acids)
Biological process (GO): detection of chemical stimulus involved in sensory perception of smell; sensory perception of smell
Cellular component (GO): plasma membrane
Molecular function (GO): odorant binding; olfactory receptor activity
Source: RefSeq, a predicted model, not a curated record